Rattus norvegicus (Norway rat) is the source of this 13156-nucleotide messenger RNA. The record is from RefSeq and is a predicted model, not a curated record. NCBI's taxonomy places the organism in Eukaryota, Metazoa, Chordata, Mammalia, Rodentia, Muridae.
AUGUGAAGGUGAACUGUGGGCACGAGACUAGCUCAGCUCUGAUGACAGCGUGCUGGUUACUGCAGAUAGCUCCUGCCUGUGCACAGCUGGUCCUUGCACGCUUGACAAAAUCACUUGACAGCGGUACCACAGGCUUCUUUGUUUUCUGCCUCUCUAGACACCUUAACACCUCAAGGCCAGCCCUGCCAGCUCCUGCGUGGGGUGUGCUCUUGGAGCUCACGCUUGAUCUCUGUAUGGGACACCCGUGUCCAGGGCUUUACACACUCGGGAUUGUCUAUGCUAAACACAUACAAAGAGCCAGGAUUCUUGUACGUUCAGAAGCUGGGGGUGGGCCAGCUCCAGAGUCGCUUAGACGGGACCUGCCGAGCCUGCCCCCCUGAGCACCAGCUGAAGUGGGCAGCAAGCUGUGGCUGCUUGACAUCCUGCAGCACUGGGCUGUCCUUGGGUUGCACUGAUUUGGCCUGAGCGAUGAAGCCCAAUGAGGCGAGGCAGGCUGGGCCCUUGAUCUGCUGAGCCACACCUUGCACAGGGUUGUCCAUAUUUCCCCUAGAUAAUCCCCUUAAUGCAUCCUAAUAGGAUGUUGGAUUCAUUCACUGGUUCCUAGAAAGCACAGAGGAGUAGCCUAGAAACACAAGUUCUGGGGUCUUGCCAUUGCCCUAAUCCAUCCGGAAGGAUCUGAAUCAGUGACGAUAGUAAAACCUUGCAGCCUCUUUUCUAGAUGUGCCUGGAAGUGGUUGGAUCAAAGCCACAGGAAACAUGCCUAGUGCUCUUAGAGCCGAGUUACAGAUUCCAUGAUGAUGGGCUGAUCUUGGAGGAGGUGGAAAAAUCGUCUGGAAGGAUGCUACAGGGUGAUAAGCCUUGACCACAUGCAGUGAGAUACGAAAAGCUGCAGGUCCCGUGACUGCAUCGGUGUAAAAUGUCCAGGACAGAAAGAUCCAUGGAGACAAAGUAGAUUAGCUGUUGCCAGGGCUGGAGGAGAAAGGUGCUGGGACGAGGAAGGGAACUGGCGUAGAAAGUGCUCAGGAAUUAAUUAGUGGUCAUAGGGGCACAGUACUGGGAACCAGCCUAAGUCCCUAGGAGCACUGAGCGUGGCUAACACGGUGAUUAUGUCCCCGUCCUUUUACUCACAGGUUCACACAGACCUCCCCAGGGGAUCCUUGUGAGUGGGCCUGCUCCAGAGAGCAGUGAGCCGGGACACUGGGAAGGUCUCUGGUUCUACAGACCAGAGUAGGCCAUGGUGGGUGUGGAGACUGUGCUUGGCAGAGGCUCUAACUCUGUACCCUGUCCCUGUCCCAGCUGUGCCCUGCCCCUGGCCUCUUGAUUACCUAGCCUUCAGGUUCCUUCCUGGACACUCUGUUGGCAGGAGAGUUGGUAAACUUGAGAGUGGAUCUAAGAAGACUUCCUUGAACCUCCUUAAGUUCAUCUGCCUUCUACCCCCUCUUUAGACAGGACUGACUGCCUGCAGAAGCUGCCCCAUGAUCAGGGAGGGAACAAGAGGUCCCAGGAGGAUAGUAACCACAGACCCAGCCUAGGAGCUUGAGGCCUCUCAGGUUUCUCAAGGAUCAGAAGAAAUGACCUGGUUGGGGGCCUACAAACAACUAUUGUUCCCUACAUUAGCUCGACGGCAGGGAUGCUGAAAAGGCUCCUGGAGGACUGGCUCCUGCUUGUCUCACUUCCAGUGACUGCUGCACAGCUCUAGUUUGUGGCCUGUCCUCAUCUCCCAGACUUGCCACUCCGCCCUUGAUGACCUCUGACCAUUCACUCCUGCACACUUACAAGGAUACCUUGUAACAUCGGAGAAGAGAUGUAAAACCACCCAUGCACCCUGGGUAGGACACCAAGGGCUUAUUGGACCAAUGAGCUCACUGGAAUUUAUUACGGGAAUAUGGGUGACUCUAAGAUGCCCACCCCAGUGUGGGUGUUGGACCCCAAAGUUGCCCCAGUCAACCCUCUGCCCACUCUGCCCCUGCAGGAAGAAGCGAGUACUAGGAUCUCAGACGAGGGUCUUAUGGCCACAUCUAAGUGGGUUUCAGCAGGCCUGACCUCCCUGAGGGGCUCCUGCUGUGGUCACAUGACCACUCCAGGCCCACCUCUCCAUUUCAAGAAUCUUAUCUGCAGACCUCCCCUCUGCCCACAGGUUAGGAUGGAGCCAUUUUUGUGCCCUUGUCAGUCCACACUGGUGUAAACGUGAUCCCUAAGGUGUCACGUGUUUACCAAAGUGGGACCGUAGAUUCCUGUGAGCUGCCACUUAAAGCCUAAGGGACCCGCCAUCCUCAACCCUAGCUCUGUGGCACCAGCAUUCACUGGGUUGCCUCUGCGGUCUGUGGGGCCCCAGGAAGCCCCAUCUCCUCAGCAUGGUGUCUUCUUUUCAACAUUUCAAGCUUUCUUAGACGGCUGUUAGGAGCCCUGUAUCAAACCAGUGUACCCUGGGGUGCUGAUGGACUGACUGGUACUGGCAGCUUCUAGAGGCUCCCUAUGAGGCUGAGGUUUAAAAAGUGGGGGGUUGGGGUUGGGGAUUUAGCUCAGUGGUAGAGCGCUUGCCUAGCAAGCGCAAGGCCCUGGGUUCGGUCCCCAGCUCCGGAAAAAAAAAAAAAAAAAAAAAAAAAAAAGAAAGAAAAAAAGUGGGGGGUUGGGGGAAUUAGGCAAUAUCAUGUGACCUGUGCCCUGCUUUCAGCACUACCUGCUAUUGUUAGCCCUUCCUUGCUAGCCAUGAAUGACCACAGACAGGAGCCACUGUUUUCAUAGGUGGUCAAGCCAGAGCCCCAGUGCCAAUAAGGUGCCCACGCCCACAAGCUACCUCACAGGAUCAGGAAUUUCGUAAGCAUCAGUGAGAGUCCUCAUCAUAUACCCUGUGGGGAGGAACAGAACAGCCCUCAGGAAGCCCCUGAUGGGAUGAGUACACAGCCAGCAGGAGAAUGAAGGGAGCUGGCUUGAAGGCAUCGGUGCUCCAGAACAGCGCCCUGCGAGCCACCACCUGCAGGAUCCCCAGGGUGCACACAUCCUUGCCUGUCUUCUGCUCCAGUGCUGAGGGCCUGGCUGCAAUGGGCUGAGCAGAGGGUGGCCUCCCACCCUCGCCUAGCUACAGAUGGAGCCCUGCAGGGUGUCCCCUUCACAGCUUGGGAAAGGUCACGCCGCUCCGGGAGGGCAGCAGGGGGUGGAUAUCAAAGCCCCAAAGAAUUAAGAGAUCAUGGAAUUUUACAGACCAGUGGCCAAUUUCUAAGUCAUGCACACUAAUGGGCAGCUAAUGAGGGACCCUGGGCAGGGACCAGGGAGUGCCCUGAGCCCCUGAGCCUGAUUAAGGAGCACAAAGAUUUAGCCACUGACUGGCCAAGCACUUUUCAUCUUUUUCUUUAGGAGCUUAUUAGCGCGGGUAGAAGUGGGGUGUCGAGCCUCCUGGCUCCUGGAAGGUGUGCCCCGGGUCAGCUCUGUGCUACUGUGUGUGGCCCCUCUCCCUGCCAACUAGGGCACUGGCCUGCCCCACUUCCCACUCCUCCUGUAGCAUUCAUCCACCUGGCCCAGAUUUCACAGCCUCACUCUAGUGAGGAGGAUGUGGAGUAGAAAGGCCUUUAUUCAGCUCAGCAGGGCCAGUGAACACCAGACCCCAGGCUAGUUCCUGAAAACAGGGCCAUAGCCAUGGAGGAGAACCAAUCAAUAGCCCCAUGAGGAGGCCAGAGAAAGCACUCCCCAGCUCCUGCGGAGGGAGGAUGGCCCUAUCACAGGCUGACCUGAGAGAGAGAGAGAGAGAGAGAGAGAGAGAGAGAGAGAGAGAGAGAGAAAGUCCCUGAUGUUUCAAGCCAUGAAGCUUUAGAUGACAUCUGCCCCAGGAGCUGUCACAGGGGGGAGACCUGUAAAAGUGACUUUCCUGUUCUUUCUGGAGUCCCUUCCUUCUUUCCCUCCUCCCUCCUUCCUACAGUACUUCCUGUGUGCUGACUCUUGUCAGCACAGGGCAGGGGGCCAGUGGAAUCACAGCCUUCCCAGGCCUUCCUGCUGAGAUGCUGUCGGGCAUUUAGUGAGAACCAGCUGUGUGGAGCCUCAAGGAGGUCACCAAGUCAGGGUGGAGCUGCUAGGAACACAGGAGGAAACAGCACUUUGGGGGUGUCCCUGACAGGCUGAUUGGAUGGGGUGGGGCUCUGGGCAUGUUUGAUGGAAAGCACUUCUCAGCAGGGUCCCUGGGCCAGCAACAGGAAACAUAUGAGACAGGCAGAGUCUCAGACCCCAUCCCAGGCCCACUGAGGCAGAAAUUGCAGGGCUGGGCUGGCCGCUUGUCUGCAGUAGUCCUCCGGGGGAUUCCCAAGAAAAGAUUGGGGUCAGACUUCCAGCAACAAGCCAAUGAAAAUGCCAAGUUGACCUUGACAUCUUGACGUGUGUCUUCCAGCGCAGGGGUUUGAGUUUGGUGGCUUAGCAGCUGCACGCUGCUUCAGAGAGCUUCCAAGUCUGCCUCCUUCUCAGUGUGGCUUCUGCCUGGGGCUUGUUAGAAAUCAAGAACCUUGGGCUUCCCCAACAGGCAAUCAGUCUGCCUUUUCGAAGGGUGUCAGACACAGCUGAGUCACGUGGUUAUUUGAGGAGCACCCACCACUGGUCUUGUAAGAGGCAGGGAGAGAGAGGACUUACCAGGGAUGCUUAGUGACCCUUCCACAAAUGGGCUUCAAUGUACUGCCAGCCAGUGACAGCUAGUAAUGGUGAUAGACUUAGCCUUCCAUGGUCCUCCCCAAGACCUGGGGCUCUGAAGAAACUGACCCCAGGCCUGCAGUGGGUGGGGUCGGUUUCUGGGGGCCUAUAUGGAUCCCAGCUGAGCUCUGCCCAACAAGCAGCUGACAAAGCCACACCCCGAGGAGGGGCUUCUACUGAUCACAAGAAUUAAGACAUCCCGAUCAGGUCAGAAACCUCCAAAGUUGCAAGCUCUUGGAACAGGUGGCCUCAAUCUGUCUUCUCUGUCCCUCCGACUUGGAUCCUUAACCCAACACAUGCCCUUAGGAUUCCCCAAUGAACAUCUCAAGAGCCCAGACCUGUGGAGGUAGACUCUCCUUUCCCCCGCCUCCCAGGGCUGCAGCAGGGCAGCUGAAGCACUAAGAGGAAGCCUAAAUUGGAAUCUGCUGACCCAGGCCUGUGGGGCACCUUACUGGGUUUGGUAAGGAUUAGGGAUCCGGGCACUGUGGGAGCUGAAUUUGGAAGCACAGUUGUGGGUGGGAGCUGGGGAGAGACUCUCCACCAGAAGAGGAAGCCGGGGCUUCAGAUGAAAAGGGGAAGGAGAGAUAAGGUCAGGGUUGCCUCGGGGUUAGAGAGGAUGGGAGAGAGCAGUGUAAGUUACGGGGCCAGGUAUGGAUGUGCAUGGCCGCCUUUGGAAGAGGCGAGGAAACCAAAGAGGAUGGGGUUGGGGGAGUGAGGAGUACCACCAUUGUUGCUCAUGCUGACCUUGAGACCUCGAGUUUAAGGGAUCGGAAAGGAAGGUUCGGUGCUAGCCCUCCUCUCUGCUGCCCCAGCCAUGGAAGGGCAGACCAGAGGGAGCAGAGGCCUUCCGGAGAAGCCCCUCCCUGCUACCACCCAUCCCCCUCUGUCCUCACUGGGCGCCGUGUUCAUCCUCCUGAAGUCCGCACUGGGAGCUGGCCUGCUCAACUUCCCCUGGGCCUUCUACAAGGCAGGAGGCCUGGUGCCCACCUUCCUGGUGGCACUGGUAUCCUUGGUCUUCCUGAUCAGCGGUCUGGUCAUCCUGGGCUAUGCAGCAUCUGUCAGUGGCCAGACCACCUACCAGGGUGUGGUCCGUGAGUUAUGUGGCCCCGCCAUGGGGAAGCUGUGUGAGGCUUGCUUCCUGACCAACCUGCUCAUGAUCUCCGUAGCCUUCCUCAGAGUGAUCGGGGACCAACUGGAAAAGUUGUGUGACUCCCUCCUGCCUGACGCCCCACAGCCCUGGUACGCAGCCCAAAGCUUCACCCUGCCCCUGAUCUCCGUGCUGGUCAUCUUCCCCCUGUCAGCACUUCGGGACAUCGCCCUCCAGGAGUACACCAGCAUCCUAGGUACUCUGGCUGCCUGCUACCUUGCUCUGGUCAUCACUGUGCAGUACUACUUAUGGCCCCAGGGCCUUAUACGACAGCCCGGUCCUUUGCUGAGCCCAUCUCCCUGGACCUCUGUGUUUAGUGUCUUCCCUACCAUCUGCUUUGGAUUCCAGUGUCAUGAGGCCGCGGUCUCCAUCUACUGCAGCAUGCAGAACCAGAGCCUCCCCCACUGGACCUUGGUUUCUGUGUUGUCCUUAAUGGCCUGCUGCCUUGUCUACACGCUGACAGGGGUUUAUGGCUUCCUGACCUUCGGGACGGAAGUUUCUGCUGAUAUCUUAAUGUCCUACCCAGGCAAUGACACAGCCAUCAUUGUAGCUCGGGUUCUCUUUGCUGUCUCCAUUGUGACCGUCUACCCCAUCGUGCUGUUCCUGGGGAGGUCUGUGAUGCAGGACUUUUGGAAAAAGAGCUACUGGGCCACACAGGGGUCCCCAGUGCUGGCUGACCCCUCAGGGCCUUGGGUUCGGCUGCCACUGACCUUCCUGUGGGUGGCAGUGACGCUCGCCAUGGCUCUGUUCCUACCGGACCUCAGCGAGAUCAUUGGCGUCAUCGGUGGCCUCAGCGCCUUCUUCAUCUUCAUCUUCCCAGGUUUGUGCCUCAUCUCUGCUGUGGACACGGAGCCCAUAGGACCAAGAGUCAAGUGCUGCCUGGAGGCCUGGGGCACCCUCUCUGUGCUGCUGGGCACCUUCGUCUUUGGGCAGAGCACAGCUGGGGCCUUGGUGGAGCUGCUCUGACGUGGGCUGACACAGUCACUCCUGCGUCUGGCCUGAAGACCCUGCUGCCCUAUGGACUAAGCUCUGCUCCUCCUGUGGCUCACUGGACCCUGGUGAGGAAGGACUGCGGUGACAAGUUGCUUUCACGUGGUGACUCAGGACAGUAGAAGCCCAUGCUGCUGAAAGCUAGAAUGCGAGCUGGAGAGUAGUGGGCCAUGCUGCUUCAGAAGGUUCUGGAAAGCUCCUCCCACAUCCUCCUCUGGUGUCCCUGACUUGUAGAUGUUAUCAUCGUAGUCACGGGGUCAACACCUGCCCUGUGUGUCCUCUCCCAAGCAGGAUGCCAGCUACCUAGCCUAGGCCCAUCUCUAGUUAGUGAGCGCUUGUCUGCACUGGCUAUGUCUAAAGAUGUCUGUCUUUGUUACUGUUCUAUUGCUGUGCAGAGACACAUGAUCAAGGCCACUCAGAGAAGAGUUCAUUGGGGGCUUACAGUUUCAGAGGGUUAGAGUCUGUGGCCAUCGUGGUAGGGAGCAUGGCGGGCAGGUGGGCGGGCAGGCAUGGUGCUGGAGUGUAGCUGAGUGUUCCCAUCCUCCUCUGCAAGCUCAAGACAGCGCACACUGGGAAUGGUGUGCACUUUUGAAAUCUCAAAGCCUACUCCCAGGGACACACCUCCUCCAACAAGGCCACACCUCCUAGUCCUUCCCAAACAGUUGAGACCAACCAUUCAAAUGUGAGCCUCUUGGGGCCGUUUUUAUUCAAACCGCCAUAUUCCACUCCCUGGCCCCCAUUGCAAAAUGCAUUCAGUCCAGCUUCAAACGUUCCCAUUGUUGGGGUUUGACUUCAGGUUGUGUGAGGGACGUAAUGAAUUUGAGAGACAAGCGUGAAGACAUCUAACGUUGCUAUUUCUCAGGAAGUAAAUUUGGAAUGUCCACACAUGUGGGAAGGGAGCACAGGAAUGCUUGUGACCUUCCUCGGGCUCUAGAAAAUAGUAAACGAGAUUCUCAUACCUCAGACAUUUCUCUGAUGACAGAUAAUACUGUCGUGUUUAUAAAAACUUGAAUAUGCCAGGCUGUGAGGCAGGCUUCCCCGUAACUGCCAACUCCUAGCUCUGUUAUCAAAGAACAUUUACUUGGGGCUGGCUUACAGGUUCAGUUCAUUAUCAAGGCAGGAAGCAGGGCAGCAUCCAGGCAGGCAUGGUGCAGGAGGAACUGAGAGUUCUACAUCUUCAUCCGAAGGAAGCCAGGAACAGGCUAGAGGAAGGGUCUUAAAGCCCAUGCCCACAGUGACACACCUACUCCAACAGGGCCACACCUUCUAAUAGUGCGACUCUCUGGGCCAAACAUGUACAAACUACCACACCAUCCAUGGCCCCGGGCACCGCCAGCAUCAUGGGAUCCCCACCACAAUCUAGCUGCCUUCUUCAUGGCUUCAUGCAACAGCCUCUCAGGCUUCCAUGCAGAAACUCCCCUGCCAGCCACACACUUGGCCUCAGCAGCUUUUCCCGCGGAGAAGAUUCCACAACUCAUUUCUUUGCUCCUGUAUCCUUUAUGAUUCCAAAGCCAGAACCACACGGAUGCUGCUGCCAAGCUUGCUGCCUGCUUGGGCUGGAGCCUGGGCACCCUCCGUGAAUCACGUUUGCAUAAGCUUUGCUUCGCUGUUGCUCUGUAGGAGCAGAAGACCCCUCUGGCCUUUUCCUUUCAAGAACUGCAGAUUAUCUGGGCGGGGCCCCACCCUAAGUGUACAAAGUCUCUUCUCUUUCAGCACAAAUCAGCUCUAGCAUGGGAUUUCCUGGUGGCCUUUUCUCCUCAGACUUGUAUUUUUGUAUACUUGGCUUUUGUUCAUUGUAGACCUGCAUACAAGUGACCACUAAUGACCAAGGGACAGACUCAAUAUUGGCUGUCUUGAAAUCUUCAUCCAAAACUUGAAUUUAGCUUCCAGCAUAUUCUUGCCUUGUUUAUGGGGGAGCCACGUGUGUCAGGGGAAGGGAAGGGGGGGAAACCUGGUUGUUUCUUGGGCCCAAGUGCUUCUGGGUACAACUGGAGUAGGAGCCCCUUCUCUAGUUUGGUGGAAUUCUGUGCCAGACCCUUCCUAUUUGUGCCAAGUGCUGUGUCUGGGGCCUCAUGAAGUUGGUGUAACCAGUCUGUGGUGUGGUAUUUUCUCCCACCUCCUCACAGGCAUGGAGUUUCAAUGUUGAAAGGCGGUUCUUAAGACUCACGCUUUGAAGGCAUGCUGACCGACAGACAUAGCCUAGAAUUUAGCUGCAGUCACAGCCUAAUCCCAGUGAGCAUGCUGUCUCACCUCCAAAAGACUCCGAGUCCUUUAGCACUCACUCCACCCUGUGCCUGUGCUCUCUUGUCCUGUGUCUUGCCGGCUUAGCUGUCCCAUGAGCUGUCACUGCAGCAGAUGGUUAUAUGUGGCUGCCCUGGUGUCAUGUUGCAAAUUCCCACCAUAUGUUUAACAGCGAGUCCAUGGAGCAAGGGAAGUCAAAGCCACUGGUCUUGCAAGGUCCUUUAUGAGAGCGACUGCUUUGGCCUUGAAUUCCCUUUCACCUUCCUCUCUGCUAUUCUGUACUGUGGAGUGGACAGAGGGUUGGGCCUCCAUCCUCUGACCAGCCCCGUGUGACCUACUGCUGUCCCAUCCAGAGGCUCAGGAUCGUCCUAGAAAGGUUGGUUCCAGAACAAGCCAGGCAGUGUCUGAGGACUUGUUAGCCCUUGGAGCAGGCAGUGGCCAGACUGCCUGUCAUCCUUGUGAAGGUUUGCCCCUGUGAGACCACUUGCUGUACUAGGUAAUGUCUAACAGGGGCAGUAAGUGCCUGAGUGAAGGAGGCUGUGGGCAAACCGGCCUUGGAGCUGAGCUAUUGGCUCUGCCUCGGGGAAGGUGUGUGCACCUGUUCAACCAAUGAAACGUGUGUGUGUGUGGGGGGGAGUGUUCUGUGUGAAUAAUAAAGAUAUAAAAGUUAUCCCCAUCAGCUAGAGCGAUGUCAUGCUGGCACCCCAGCCGAGGGUGAGAAAUGGGAGGAGACACUGAGUUUCCUGGCAGCCAAGGGGAAAAGGGAAAUAAUGUGGAGGCAGGGGCUUGUCCAAGAGGAGGGUACAUGAGCACAGAAGUGAGGAUGAAGACCCCCGGAGGGAGGGAGGGAGGGAGGGAGGAUAAGGACCCUGACAGUGACUGGAUGUUGCUACUGGGGACAGAGGUGCCCAUCUCAGUUCUGUAUCAGGAUCGGAUGUAAGUCACAAAUCUGCAUAACAAGAGGAUAUGCAAACUGGAUACUGAUGUCAAACAAGGAAGUGGAAGGAGAGGAUUUGAGUGAGGUCCUGCUUCAUUUCUAAGUGGAUUUCAGGUCUGGCAGCAGCUGGCUUUAGGAAGAGUGCAGUGGGCACCCUUGGGCACCCUUGGCCUGUGAGCGUGCUGCUUGGCUUGUAGACUAUGUGGCCUUCAUGAAGUGGGCGUCCUUUCUAAGCCUUGCUCACCCUUAGGUCACAAGCCCAGCAAAGCUCCGGAAUGGCAUUCCCAGCUCCCUGUCCUCCCAUAUAACUAGUCAUGCCCCGUUCUCCCUGUUGUCCUCCAGUGAGACAAAGCUCAAAUCCCCCUGAGGGACACACUCUGUGUCUUCAGCACCGAGCAGAAGUCACUAGCUCGGUGUCACUAGCUCCCCAUCGAAGGUGACAGCGCCCUCUCCCAUGUCACCGCUGACACUGUAGAGGAUGUUCCUGCCUGAGAAUCACAAGCUCUGGGGGCGCUGUGUGCCAGGGGAACCUCUUGGAAGGCCAAGGCAGUCUUGGCUGCUGCCUGCAACCUUGGGAGUAGCCAAGACACAGGCUCACAGGGUCCAGCCAGGAUUGCCUUGGGCAUCUCCUGCAGAGGGCCUUGGUGUGCGUCAGCCUAGCAGGGAGGCAGCUGGCAGGAGACUCAGGAGCUGAAAGCCAUGAGAAACCAUGAGUGACACAGCCAUCGCUCCAAGGCCUCCCUCCCUCUGGAGCAUCCUCUCCCCCUGGGGCUCCCUCCACCCUGUGAGCAUUCCCUUCACCAACCAAGCCACAACCUGCCUGUGGGUUGUUCAAUCUAUGGGCACGUGUGUGGCGUCUGUCACUAUUGCAGUGUUUUCUAGGUUCAUCUGUGCUAUGGCAGGUGUCAGCACCCUUCACUGUGACUGAGUGCAGCCGUCCCUUUGUAUCCAUAGGGGUCCACAGAUCUGUCUGUAAACCAGGAGUCUCUCAUGGAAAAGGAGUAGAACCACCGGGUCACAUGGUUACCAUCAUGAACAGUUUGAGGAAGCAGGCACAGAUAUUAACAGGAUUGGAGUUGUUCUGCCAAGACGCUACUGCUGCGUGGUGUGGUGUGAGGCACAGGAUUGUGGGUAAUGUGUUCUGUCCUUGGCUCUUCUCGAGGUACUACCAUGCUGUGUGACCUUGGUGAGUAGCUUGCCCUCUCUGUGUCUGUAUAUCGUCUCCUGGGUGCUGGUUCCUGACUAGUGUAAAUGUAAGAGAAGGUGGAGAACCUGGCAGGGGACAUUCCUCAGUCUGUCCCCACACCUCCCAAUAGCGAGGAUCUUGAAGCUUUGCACUUAGUUCUACUGUACUGUAAAGAACUUGGGCAAAGUGUGGUGAGAGGAAGAGGUGUGCGGUGUUCUGUUAAGUGGGAACCCCUCAGUGAUACCCCCAACACAGCAGCCUCCUCACAAACUGUCGUACUGUAUGGGAAUGGGGCAGCCAUGGGCUGGUAGGACGACAUUUACCCGGGCUGAGGUGCCAGCAGGGACCUUCCCUGGGCUGAGCUAGGUAAUUCCCAACCAUCACAGGGUGGCUUUGCGACCCACUUUCUGCAGGAAGCCUCUGAUUCUUCAAGGCUGGUGUGGGAUACUCCAGUUAGAGCCAGAAGCUGGGAUCUGAGUCUGCUGUACUCUCCCUAGGGGUGGGUGUGUUGGAGUGGUUUGAGUGGCUGGCAGCUGACUGGGUGGAACCUUUGAGCGAGCAGGGGACACAAGCUCCAGAAGGAGAUCUGCUGCUCUCCUUAAUGACCAAGGCUUCUGUGACAGUCUUUCCUGCUGAGCAGGAGAGGAAGCAGAGUGGACUGUCCAGCCCUGACCUGCCAAACGGCACCAUAAGCACAGGAACUUUUGGAGAGUCCCUGACAGACAGGGCAAUGGGAGCCGGAGACAUCAGAGACCACUGUGACUCCAGGUCUCCAGGAGCAGCACCACGGUCCACAAGGAGAGCAGGGUUUUUAGAUGCGUUUGUUUGAUGGUUCAGUCGGCACAUGACUGAGACCCAAGUUCAACCUGGAGAAAAUGGUGUUGAGGGCAGGAAGAUGGCUCAGCAGGUGAAGGAGACUGAAACAGUCCGAUGGCCUGAGUUUGAUUCCCAGACCUACACAGCCGAGGACAGAACCAACUCCUGGACGUGUCCUCUGACCUUGCAGUGUGACAUAAGCUAGAGUCAUCUGAAAGGAGGGAGAGCCCAGCCCACUAAGGGUGGAGUCAUCCCUAGCCUGGUGGUCCUGGGUUCUAUAAGAAAGCAGGCUGAGCAAGCCAUGGGGGAACAAGCCAGUAAGCAGCAUCCCUCCAUGGCCUCCGCAGCAGCUCCCGCCUCUGUGUUCCUGCUCCACUCCCUUUCCUGAUGAAUAGCGAUCUGAAGUGCAACUGAAAUAAACCCUUUCCUUCCCAAGUUGCUUUUAGUUAUGGGAUUUCAUCACAACAGCAUCCUGAGACCUCACAAACAUCCCAUCCCAACCCCUGGUACAUAAUGUACACAUACAUACACACACACACAAGCUGGGUACUCACUUAUCUCAGGAACAACUCCCCAACUGACCUCUGACCUACACACACACACACAUGCAUAUCUACACAGAGGGAUGUUUACACACAAAAUACCUGGGUUGAGAAGAGGAACCUGCAGCUCCGGGAGGAGACAGGACCGACCUGGCUCCCGAUGACGCCAUUCCAACACACAGCCUCUGGCACCUUCCUUAGGCCAUCUACCAGUCUGUCCAGUCAAACCAUCGUCACCCUUUCUUGAUAUUGGCAAUGUGCAGACCCCUCACUGGUGACCACAGUCCCCUGCUCUGCCUUAAGGCAGGUGACCUGCAGUCUAGAAGACACCUCUCCUGGGGGCUAUGGCGUCUCCCUCUCCCCACCAAGCCCCGGCAGGAAGCUCUUUACUUACUGGAAGCAGUUCCUUUCUUCAGCAGUGCUCCGAAGGUACUGUCUCAGGGAAUCCAAGAACUCGCCCAGCUGCUCAGGGCACACGGCCAUCUCCUGCCGGACCAGCUGCAGGUACUGUAAGCCAGAGUGGCCGUGAACACGUGUGCCACGCCCUUCCCCAGCCACAAGGGCAUCAUCCCAAUCCCGGACCUUGCUUCGGAGAGGUCAAAAUAAACCCACUACACUUUUUAUUCUUA